AUGCAUAUCACCGCCAGUGUGCGGAAAUUCCGGCGAUACAUCAUCUCCACGAUUGUGUUUGUCGCUUUUCUGGCUGUGUAUUUCCGGGAAUCAUGGUAUCUAUCGUCUGGCGACCGGGCAAUCAACCGGAUGAAUUUGUCAAUGAAACAACCCCCCUCGACAGACCCCGACACCAGCGCCCGCGCCAACGCCGCCAUCAUCUCGCUCGUGCGCAACUCGGAGCUGGACGGGAUGCUCUCGUCGAUGCGCCAGUUUGAGAGCUCGUUCAACGCGCGAUAUAGCUAUCCAUGGGUGUUUUUCAACAAUGAGCCGUUUACCGACGAGUUCAAGGAGCGCACGCAGGCCGAGACGAGCGGGCAGUGUUCUUAUGAGAUCAUUCCCAAGGAACACUGGGACGUGCCCGACUGGAUCGACCAGUCGCGCCUUGACCAGGCGUUCAAGGACAUGGACGCCAACUGGGUCAAGCAUGGCAGCCAGCUGAGCUACCACAAAAUGUGCCGCUGGUUCUCUGGUUUCUUUUAUCGUCAUCCCGCCCUGGAUAACUUCAAGUACUACUGGCGCGUCGAGCCGGAUGUCAAGUUCUUCUGCGAUAUCGAAUACGACGUGUUCCGCUUCAUGGAAACCAACAACAAAACAUACGGCUUCACCAUCAACGUCUACGACGACCCCAAAACCCUGCCAAACCUCUGGCCCACGACCACGGCCUUUCUCGACAAGCAUCCGAAUUACCUCAACUCGGACAACUCUCUCACCUGGCUGACCGACUCGACGUCACGUCCCAAACACACGGAGAUGGCAAACGGGUAUAGCACGUGCCACUUUUGGAGCAAUUUCGAAGUCGGCGAUCUUGAUUUCUGGCGCUCCCCGGAAUACACCUCCUAUUUUGAAUGGCUCGACCAAACCGGCGGCUUCUUUUACGAGCGAUGGGGGGAUGCCCCCGUCCACAGCGUCGCGCUGGGCCUGUUUGCGGCCAAUGAGCAGAUCCAUUGGUUCCGCGAUAUCGGAUACCAGCACUCGGUGUUUAGCAACUGUCCCGACAGUGACAAGUGCCACGGCUGUCAGAAGAACAAGCUGACGCCGCUGACAUACUGGCUGAAUGGCGAGGAUUGUCGGCCUGGUUGGUUCAAGCAGGUGUGCGAGAGCCGGCAAAAGACGGGCUCGAUGGAUGACGAAACCGAAGAGAUGUGUCGACAGGCGCAUGGUAUCUAA
Molecule: messenger RNA, 1209 nt
Organism: Talaromyces rugulosus
Lineage: Eukaryota; Fungi; Ascomycota; Eurotiomycetes; Eurotiales; Trichocomaceae
Exons: 4
Coding region: 1-1209 (402 amino acids)
Biological process (GO): cell wall mannoprotein biosynthetic process; protein O-linked glycosylation; protein N-linked glycosylation
Cellular component (GO): Golgi apparatus; membrane
Molecular function (GO): alpha-1,2-mannosyltransferase activity
Source: RefSeq, a predicted model, not a curated record